Struthio camelus australis is the source of this 1983-nucleotide messenger RNA. NCBI's taxonomy places the organism in Eukaryota, Metazoa, Chordata, Aves, Struthioniformes, Struthionidae. The record is from RefSeq and is a predicted model, not a curated record.
GCGGCCUUGCCGGGCAGCUCCGGGCGCUCGGCCUCAAGCUGCGGGAGGUCCCAGGUGACGGUAAUUGUUUGUUUCGGGCCCUCGGUGAUCAGCUUGAGGGGCAUUCACGGAACCACCUUAAACAUCGCCAGGAGACAGUGGAUUACAUGAUAAAGCAGCGGGAGGAUUUUGAGCCUUUUGUGGAGGAUGAUGUUCCCUUUGAGAAACAUGUUACCAAUUUGGCAAAGCCUGGUACCUUUGCAGGCAAUGAUGCUAUUGUGGCAUUUGCAAGGAACAAUCAAAUGAACGUGGUUAUUCAUCAGCUUAAUGCUCCACUGUGGCAGAUUCAAGGCACAGACAAAAGCAAUGCAAGGGAGCUGCAUAUUGCAUAUCGAUAUGGAGAACACUACGACAGCGUGAGGAGAAUAAAUGAUGAUUCCGAAGCUCCAGCCCGUCUUCAGAUGGAGAUGCUUUGCAAGAAUGAUUUGAGGAAGGAAGAGGAAACGAAGCCACAGAAGGGUGAAUCCGAAGAUGAAAUUGAAGACGCUGUAAAAAAAGUGUGUAAUGCAACUGGAUGUUUGGACAUUGACUUAAUAAGCCAGAUUUUGGAAGCGGAAAACUACAAUGUAGAAUCUGCAAUAUUUGCCAUCUUUCAAGUGAACGAAGUGGAAAGAAUCAGUACUGAAGAGCAGUGUGAUUCCCGGGACAAAGGUCAGAAAUUGCGUAGCUCAACUUUGUGGGAAGAAAAUGGAAGCGGCUCAAGAAUCUUUGGAAAUCAGAGUUUGCACCAAGAUAAAACAGAAAACAACAAAGGACAGGCUAGAUGUGAUGAAGAGAAUCGAGCUAGCAAAAACACAAAGGUAUCUAAAAAACAAAAGAAGGAGCAGCAGCGGCUAGAGAAGAAGAAGCGGCAGGAAGAAAGGCACCGACAAAAGGUCUUGGCCAGCAAGACUAACUGUGCAGAUAGUAAUGGGAAGGAGAUGCACUCGGAUACCCAAGUCACCCUGGUGAAGGCUCUGGCAGCCCUGAACAUAUGAAUGAAUGCGGUCUGAGUGCUCUAGUGAGGAAAGCAAAUAAAACUGAUGAGACAAAACUCCUCUUCAGAACGAAUUUCCAAGCACCUGUUAUCUUAAAAUGCGUUUCUGCGGAGCUCUCCAAAUGUGCGCUAACUUUCUGUUUCUCCAGUUGCAGCAAGAACAAUUAUUUGGUAAUAUUGCAUCAGCUGGUGUUUGAAGAGUUUGAAGUUAACAGAAAAGUAGAGACUUAUUUAUUAUUUUGGAGUUAGAUGAAGGUACUGUCCACAUCCCAAAUACUGCUCAACAAUCUUAAAAGGACUUAGCCAAGGUGAGUAUUUUGCGUGAAACUUCAGGCAGCUCAGUUGUGGGAUACACUGGGAUUGAUGGCUUGUGAAGUGUUUCAGCUUACAUCUUUGCACAGCACAAGCGGGCGGCUGGGCGAAGACCAAGUCUAUGUUGCUGCUGGACUGGUGGGGUCACCGUUGGCCUCGAGGUGAGUACAUGGUAGAAUCGAGGCCCUCUUUCCAGGAUGAUUUAGAAAACGGAAAGCUUGGCUGCUGCUUCCCUUCAGGCAGUUGUGGACCAAGAACGAUCUGAACUUGUGAAAGCUUGUCGUGGCUUCCUGCAUAUGGGAGGGGCUUCUCUGUACUGCUCCUAGUUUCUGGUGUACCUUGUUGCUUCUUGGAGGGCAUCCAGUUCAUUUGUUGUUGUGUUUUGUGGGUUUUUUUUUUUAUUUAAACCAGUCGCCUUACCUCAUCUGCAGUGCCUGAAUAGCAACAAAAGUCAUGUCUGCAAGUCAUGUAUCUGCAUCUGUAGCAAUGCUCUCAGAGAGUGCCUUCAUUUACUAUUGGAGUCUGUUGAAACCAUGCAGGAGUUAUCAUCUUGCCACUCCAAACAUGGGGGGCAGGGGAUCUCUUCCUGUUAUCAAACCAAAUCUUGUGUUUUUGAAUACCCAGUGCAAUAAAGCCUGCAAAGAUGUGCUGCUCGA